Messenger RNA from Trematosphaeria pertusa, 3595 nucleotides. Its product is annotated as Rad4-domain-containing protein. Lineage: Eukaryota; Fungi; Ascomycota; Dothideomycetes; Pleosporales; Trematosphaeriaceae. Gene Ontology annotation, biological process: nucleotide-excision repair; mismatch repair. The coding region runs from base 88 to 3561 and encodes 1157 amino acids. The transcript has a single exon. Gene Ontology annotation, cellular component: XPC complex; cytoplasm; nucleus. Gene Ontology annotation, molecular function: damaged DNA binding; single-stranded DNA binding. The record is from RefSeq and is a predicted model, not a curated record.
UUCGAACUGUCUGCGCUGGCGCUUUCUUAGCCUACAUCCUGACCUGUACACCUGCUCUUCGGGACUAUAGACUAUGUUUUCGACAUAAUGCCUCCGCUCGUUCCCAGAAAACGGCUGAAAUCAGACUCCCCGAAGCCGGAACCGCCACCGAAACGCCCCGCCUGCAAACCGCAUCCUCGUCGCAGCAAAGAAUCCGUUUUCCAGACCUUAGAUGCGCCUCCGACCGUCCAUCGCACUCUUUCGCAGACGAAGAAGUUGUUGGAGCUGGAAGACGAUGAGAGCGAACUCUCAGAACUGGCGAGCAGCGCAGAUGAAUUCGAGGAUGUCCCGAUAGCGGGCAACAAGGCGAAGGGAAAGGCGAAGGCUGCAGAAGACAGCGCAGAGAGCGAGGACGAACAAUGGGAAGAUGCACUUGGCACAAAACACCAUACCAAGCACGAUGAUGAGCCUGCGCCGGUCAUCUCAGGCGACCUCGAGCUCACGCUCUCCGCGCCCACACAGGCGGCCUUCUCCUCGAAAUUAGACGGCAAGAAAGGCCCUUCGAAGAUCCAGCGCCACAUACGGAGCGUUACACAUUGCAUGCACGUCCAGUUUCUCAUGUUCCAUAAUCUGAUACGGAAUGCCUGGAUACAAGACGGGGAGGUGCAGAAGAUUCUGGUCAGCGGGUUGAAUAUAGGGUGCUGGAAGGAAAUGGAUCGGUAUUGGAGAGAUUCCGGGAUUGCGGAUGGCGCUGAGCGGGUGGUAAAAGGCGGCUGGACCAAGAAGGUCGCCUGGGAGAUCGAGAACGCUGGGACGUGGAAAGAGAGCGGCAAGAAGGGCGUUCAGCUCUACGAAAGCCCAAAGAGCAAAAGCGCGGCAUCAAAACCCGAGAAGAAAGCUGGCGUAUCAAAAUGCAAGGGGAAGGAGACACGAAGCAGCGACCGGAACCAGCGUGAUUGGGGCGCUACGUCCGACCGUCUCGAACCGAAUACCCCGAACCUCUCGGCUGGAGAUCCAUUGCUUCGGCUCCUGAAGUACCUUUCGGCAUAUUGGAAGGCCAAGUUCAAGAUUACGGUACCUUGUCUACGGAAACGUGGCUAUCUAGCCCCGGCAACUCUGGAAGCAGAAAUUGCAGCGUGGCGACAGGACAAUUCAGAUACAGACGCUUUCGGUGAGCGCGUAGAGAGCCUCGAAGCGUUCCGAGAGACAGCACGCGCUUGUGAGGGCAGUAGGGAUAUUGGUCAACAACUCUUCACGGCUCUACUACGUGGUCUCGGCAUCGAAGCCCGCAUGGUGGCGAGUCUGCAGCCUGCUGGCUUUGGCUGGAGCCAAGGCGAAGAAGGAAAGCCCAAGGAUCUAAGCAAGCUUAAAAUAGGUGGUGAAGCUCCACAGGCCGAUGCAUCCAAAUCGGCAACACCGGCCAAACAGAAAGGAAAGUCACGAGGCACCAAAGGCUCCAGGAAAACGCCCAUCGAUCUGUCGGAUUCUGAACUCAGCUCGCUGAGCAGUGCAAUCUCUAUAUCCUCCGACUCAGAAAUCGACAUCAAGGCACCGAAGAAGUCUCCAAAGGUCCGCAAAUAUGGCGACGAGCUUCCUCACCCCAGUUAUUGGACCGAAGUGAUAUCAGGCCUCACCCACACGCCCAUCGCGGUUUCUCCGCUCCCACGCGCAUUGAUAGCCACUUCAGCGAUGCCCGAACAGCUCGUCAACUUCUACUGCCGCGGGGCAGCGGCUGACAAAGCAAAACAAGUGUUUGCCUACCUGAUCGCUUUCUCCUCGGAUGGGACUGCCAAAGACGUUACGACGCGGUAUCUGCCGAAGCACCAAUGGCCCGGUAGAACCAAGGGUUUCCGUAUGCCAGUUGAGAAGAUCCCAAUACACAACAAGCGAGGAAAGGUCAAAAGGUGGCAAGAAUGGGACUGGUUCAAAUCCGUACUGCGCCCUUACGCUCGCCCUUUGGAGAAGAGGCAACCGUGGGACGAGGUAGAGGAUGAGGGGGAUCUGGUGCCCGCUCAGCCUAAGAAACCGAAAGACAUGGACGAGGAAGGCGGCAAGGAGACCCUCCAAGGCUACAAGAACUCAGCCGAGUACGUAUUGGAACGACAUCUUCGACGAGAGGAAGCUAUUAAGCCGGGGGCGAAGAUCGUUCGCUACUUCACUACCGGCAAAGGCGACAACGAGAAGCAGGAGCCUGUUUACCGUCGCAAAGACAUAGUUAUCUGUAAGUCUGUCGAAUCGUAUCACAAAGAGGGACGAGCGGUCAAAGAAGGCGAACAGCCGCUCAAGUACGUGCCUAUGCGCGCUGUUACUGUCAUCCGGAAGCGCGAGAUCGAAGAACGCGAACGCGAAGAAGGCGAGAAAGUGAAACAGGGUCUCUACUCCAAAGCGCAAACGGACUGGAUUAUUCCCGAUCCUAUCGUCGACGGGAAGAUUCCACGCAAUGCAUUCGGAAACAUCGAUGUCUACGUCCCCACGAUGAUACCCAAAGGCGCGGUGCAUAUUCCUCUCAGAGGCACGGCGAGAGUGUGCAAGAAGCUUAAGAUCGAUUUCGCCGAGGCAUGCACGGGUUUCGAAUUUGGCAAGCAACGUGCUGUGCCUGUUCUCACGGGCGUCGUUGUUGCGGCGGAGAAUGAGGAUCUCGUCAUUGAUGCUUGGGAAGCCGACGAGGCCGAGAAAGCAAAGAAGGAGCAAGACAAGAGGGAGAAGCUGCUCCUAGGGCUAUGGAAGAAGUUCUUCACCGGCAUGCGCAUUGUUCAGCGCAUGAAGCAAGAGUACGGAGAGGAGGUUGAGCUGCCCGAGAAGGAGGUACCUCGACAUGAUGAGCCGAAGAAGUCCGAGUGGGAAACCUUCCAGAAUCACCAAGACUUUGAAGGCGGGUUCUUACGUGACGAGCCACAAGCCGCUGGUGGUUUCCUGCCGGAGGAUAGAGAUGGACUUCACGGGGUCGAAGAUAUGGCAGGAGGCUUUCUUGCAUCAAGCCAGGAGGAACCGUCUCAUAAUGGGGCGCUGAGCAUCGAUCACGGCGACGCAGAGCGGCCCCAACAUCGCAAAUCCACGGUGGAGAAUGCAUACCAAACGCCCAUAUCCCUCACAUCCGCACUCCAGCAACCCGCCACCGACGGCGACGAGGACGAGCAAACCGAUAGUGACGAAGAUGAGGAAGAGGAAGAACUUCCCAAGCCUAAACCAAACCGUCGCACCCGCGGAGCCCGCAAGUCCCGCACCCAAGGCCACGGACGCGGCGGCAAACGCACCUCAACCUCCCGCGAAGCCAUAUCGGAAAAGGACGAUGAAUCCAGCUUAUCCGAUAUUUCUUCGAGCGUUUCCCUAUCUGAUCGGCCUGUUCCUACUCAACGCGGGAAGCGCAAGGCUGCUCCGUCGCCGGCUGCAUCUACACCACGCGCAGUGCCGAAGCGUAAGGCGGGUAGGAAAAGCGACACACAGGUCAAGAGCCACUUCUUCGCACAAGGGAGUGAGGAGGAGACUGAUUUGACGGAUAUGAGCCCGCAGAAGAAUGGCGCGAGUGGUAGGGGGAGAGGAAGGGGAAGAGGUCGAGGUAGGGGAAAGGCUAGGAGUGGGUAAAUGAUGAUAACCUAAGAGGCAUGGUAGAAAAGUC